UAGUAUUACAUAAACUUUCUGAUUCAUUUGAUACUGAAAAAAUUUUUUAAGUAAUAACUGAAUGAAAUGAAAUACAUAUUAGUAUUUCUGUUGGUAGCUAGCACAAUUUUUCAAAUUGCACAAUCAGCAGAUGACCAAUUACAAGAUAAUAAUGUAUGGACUAUCACUGUACCAACAUUUUCAAAAUCAUUUUUAUGGAUUGAAAAUUUUGCCAAGGGAGCAACUGAUGAAUUUAUGAAUAUGUCACACAACAUGAAAGACAAAUUACAAAAUGUUUUUACUGUACCGUCUAUACCAGAUACACAAAUGAUAGAUGAUAGUAUGACAAAUGUAAAGAUUUAUACCUCAAAAACAAUAACCACACCAUCUCAAGAAAUAGUAACAGAAGUCAUCAAAGAAGAAAUCAUACCAUCUAAAUAAUUAGUUACAAAUAUCAUAUAACUAGCCUGGUUACAUAACUUAAAUUAUAAUUUAUAAAUUCUAAUUAGUAUAUAUUUUAUAUUUGGGUAUCGUAGUACGUAUUCGGUAUUACACACAUUAUAAUGUUAAUUUAUGAAAUGUUUAUUAAAAAAUAAUGUAGGUUA
Melanaphis sacchari is the source of this 584-nucleotide messenger RNA. RefSeq lists its product as uncharacterized. Bases 67 to 420 code for a protein of 117 amino acids. NCBI's taxonomy places the organism in Eukaryota, Metazoa, Arthropoda, Insecta, Hemiptera, Aphididae. The transcript is spliced from 3 exons. The record is from RefSeq and is a predicted model, not a curated record.